Molecule: messenger RNA, 557 nt
Organism: Drosophila arizonae
Lineage: Eukaryota; Metazoa; Arthropoda; Insecta; Diptera; Drosophilidae
Product: vitelline membrane protein Vm26Aa-like
Source: RefSeq, a predicted model, not a curated record
AGCUGGCAUCAGUCACCUUUGGUAACAACAAAAGAAUCAACAACUUCAAGAUGAAAUUCUUCGUGUGCUUCGCCCUCGUCGCCAUUGUUGGCUCCGCUUUGGCCAAUCCCGCCGGCUCUAUAAGCAACCAGGAAUCUGAGUCUGAUAACCAGGGCUAUGGUGAUCUGACCCGCCUACGCAAGUCCGCUUAUGGCGGYGGCAGCUCCGGCGGCGCAGCCAGUGUGCCAGCUCCUCCCUGCCCCAAGAACUACCUGUUCAGCUGCCAGCCCAACCUGGCGCCAGUGCCAUGCAGCUCUCCAUCUCAGGGCUACGGAUCUGCCGGUGCCUACUCCUCGCCCGUGGCCAGCUAUCUUGCCCCCAACUACGGCGUGCCCCAGCAUCAGCAGAACCUCUACGGCGCUGCCUACUUGCCCCAGGCCUACGGCUACGGUUACUAGAAGAACACACGAAGAAUCUGAGGACUUGAAUCUGAUACGGCUUGCCGAGCUGCCGAGAAACCAAAAUCUUUGCCAUGCUUAAAGAAAAUACUAAAAAAAAGAACAAUAAAGAUUAAUGCA